Molecule: messenger RNA, 2763 nt
Organism: Microcebus murinus (gray mouse lemur)
Lineage: Eukaryota; Metazoa; Chordata; Mammalia; Primates; Cheirogaleidae
Gene: SURF4
Product: surfeit 4
Biological process (GO): Golgi organization
Cellular component (GO): membrane; endoplasmic reticulum; endoplasmic reticulum-Golgi intermediate compartment
Source: RefSeq, a predicted model, not a curated record
GCGGCGCGGCGCCUUUAAGGCUUGGCCUACGUGGCAGCCGCGGGAGCCGCCGCCGACGCGGAGCGAGGCCGGCCGCCGGCACUUCCUGUGGAGGCCGCAGCGGCGCGGGCGCCUCCAGGCCGAGCGAGCGAGCGAGCGCGCGCAGCCUCCCGCCGCCGCCAUGGGCCAGAACGACCUGAUGGGCACGGCCGAGGACUUCGCCGACCAGUUCCUGCGAGUCACAAAGCAGUACCUGCCCCACGUGGCUCGGCUCUGCCUGAUCAGCACCUUCCUGGAGGACGGCAUCCGCAUGUGGUUCCAGUGGAGCGAGCAGCGCGACUACAUCGACAGCACCUGGAGCUGCGGCUACCUGCUGGCCUCCACCUUCGUGUUCCUCAACCUGCUCGGGCAGCUGACUGGCUGCGUCCUGGUGCUGAGCAGGAACUUUGUGCAGUACGCCUGCUUCGGGCUCUUUGGGAUCAUAGCACUGCAGACGAUCGCCUACAGCAUUCUAUGGGACCUGAAGUUUUUGAUGAGGAACCUGGCCCUGGGAGGAGGCUUGCUGCUGCUCCUGGCAGAGUCCCGUUCUGAAGGGAAGAGCAUGUUCGCGGGCGUCCCCACCAUGCGCGAGAGCUCCCCGAAACAGUACAUGCAGCUCGGAGGCAGGGUCCUGCUGGUUCUGAUGUUCAUGACGCUCCUUCACUUUGACGCCAGCUUCUUCUCCAUCGUGCAGAACAUCGUGGGCACGGCGCUGAUGAUUUUGGUGGCCGUCGGCUUUAAAACCAAGCUGGCAGCGUUGACGCUCGUGGUCUGGCUGUUCGCCAUCAACGUGUACUUCAACGCCUUCUGGACCAUUCCCGUCUACAAGCCCAUGCACGACUUCCUCAAGUACGACUUCUUCCAGACCAUGUCGGUCAUCGGGGGCUUGCUGCUGGUGGUGGCUCUCGGCCCCGGGGGCGUCUCCAUGGAUGAGAAGAAGAAGGAGUGGUAACAGCCACAGGUCCCCACCCUGCCUGGCCAGCGCCCCUGGCCACCAAGGACUGGUGUUUGUGCGGGCGGAUGCAACCAAACUGCCAGCAUUUAGGUAUCCUCCUCCCUCCCUCCCCGGCAAGGGCACAGAUGUUCUGAGAACUUUAUUUGCAGAGACACCUGGAAAUUGAUGGCCGAAUCUGCUCGGGAGCCCCAUGCUGGUGUCUGUUUCAUGCUGGCCGGCUGGACGGUCGGUCCCCCCGACGGCACAGCUUUGGCAGUGAGCAGCUGGGCUGGUUGUGGCCUCAGUCCCAUUUUUUUUUCCUGGGGGAGGGGCCUUCGAGCUGUACUGUGAGCAGACACAUUUGUACAUCAUUCAAAUCAGUCUCCCUCUUCUUUUUUAAGUUUACAUUUUUAGUUCAAACUACUAAACGAUUUUGGAUGGUUCAACCAAAUACCAAACAGUUAAACUCCUUGGUUUAAAAUCAUAGCAGUGGCUUCCACGUCGUUUCUGCCCCUGCGCUGUAAUACUUCCUAGGAACAGCAAAGACAGCAGAGGUGCAUCGUCGGGGGUGGGGGGCUGCCGUUUGUGGUAGCAGACGCCUCCCCCUCCUGGAAAAUCGGCUCGAUCGGAUCAAUCACUGAGUGUUCUGUUGGCAACACCCUGGGAGCUUUAGUGGCUUGAGGCAGGGAUGAGGGGUGGCAAGUCCUUGGGAGGCUACGGCUCUGGGUGCUGCUGGCCACCCGGAGCCUGGCAGUGAGGGGGUUCCACCACGGCUCCUGUGAGCAGCACCGCAGCCCGCUGGCGCCCUCGGCUUGGCCGGUUACCUCACACAGACCUCAGCCAGAGGUCUGGGGCCCAUCCCCAGCCCCCAUACCACUUUCCCUGAGGUUGUCACUUGCUCCAACCUUGUCCACUUGCUACACUGAAUGCAGCCAAAAUUACUUUUUACAAUUUGUGAUGCCUUACUGAUUUGAUCUUGAUCCUGUAUUUAAAGUUUUCUAACAUUGCCUUAUACUGUGUUCCUCUUUUUGGGGGGGGGGGUGGAUAAUUUGCUUGAUCCCUGCUCAUCUGCACUGCAGUGAACGCUUCACGGCAGUCAGGACGUCUCUCUGGCCCCACAUCCAUCUGGGGACAGCCUGGCUGGGGCUGUCCUACGGCUACCAGGGGCCAGCCCUGACUAGUCUCUGGGUUCGCCUUUCUCUCACCCCUUGGCUUGUAGGGCAGAGGUGAGGUCGCUUCUGCCCGCCAUCGCCGGUGGGCACCCACCGGCCCUGCACCUGGACCCAUCACCUCCUCAACCCACCUCGGGGCCCGCCCCUCAGUCUCCUAAUAUUUAUAAAAUCAAGCAGUGGCUUCAGGACACUGGGGUUCUCUCUUCCUUGUCACUCAGAUGUUCACUGCACAGAGUGGCUUCUAAUGCAGUAUUUCAAACUCGGCAGGGCCAUCUCCUGGCCCACACCCACCCCCAAGACCGUGGCGUGGUGGCCCGGUGCAUCCCUGGGGCCACUGUUUGGGGAGGGGUGCACAGUGGACACCUGCUCGUCAGCAGCAUCGCCUCGGUCCUAGCGGUGGCUCCUGGUUCCCUGGCCCUGAAUGGGCACGUGCCCAAGAACUGGGGGCGAUGCCUUUGCUGGGAGGAGGGAAAGUGUGACCUACCAAUUGGUUCUGGCAAAAUGACUUCUGAAAAUUUUUUUGCUUUAUGUGGGAAAUAGAUCUAAAUCUCAUUUUAUGCUGUAUUUUAUAACUUAGUUGUGUUUGAAAACAUUCUGAUUUUUGGAAACACAUCAAAAUAAAUAAUGGCAUUUGUUGUA